Rhipicephalus microplus (southern cattle tick) is the source of this 1026-nucleotide messenger RNA. Its product is annotated as alpha-tocopherol transfer protein-like. Gene Ontology annotation, molecular function: phosphatidylinositol bisphosphate binding. Gene Ontology annotation, cellular component: membrane. The record is from RefSeq and is a predicted model, not a curated record. Lineage: Eukaryota; Metazoa; Arthropoda; Arachnida; Ixodida; Ixodidae.
AGCCUUCACUCCCGCAUGGACGACGAGUUCCUGCUCCGCUUCCUUCGCACCAAGAAGUUCAAGGUGGAGGUUGCCUUCCGCACCAUCCGCAACUACUACCGACACCGGCGCGAGUCUCCCGAGAUCUUCCAGGGACUGCGGCCUUCAAAGCUGCGUCACGUGUACCAGGCGAACGGCCAGAUGCGGCUGCCCCUCAAGGACCCCGAGGGGAGACCCAUAUUCGUCCUCAGGAUAGGCUGUUGGAAGCCGUGUGACUACGACUACUAUCAGCUGCGCAAGGCUAACAUGCUUUGCCUGGAGGACAUCUGUCUGGACCCCGCGGUACAGGUCAGAGGCCUCGUCUGCAUUCUCGACUGCCGAGGCUGGGGCCUGCAGCACCUGCUCGGCUUCCCCAUAUCGCAGGUCCGCAAGACCAUCGAUCUGCUUCAGGACUGCCUGCCGGCGCGAUUCAAGGCCGUGCACGUGGUGCACCAGCCGUCGGUGUUCAACGUAUUCUUCUCCCUGGCCAAGCCUUUCCUCACCACGAAGAAUAUCAACAGGAUACACAUUCAUGGUUCAGACAUGGCCUCUCUGCACCAGUACCUCCCACCCAGCAUCCUUCCCGAAGAGUACGGUGGUGUACACGGCCCCUUCGACAACAGCAAGUACUGCCAGGGCCUGUAUGACCGGGAAGACAGCUUCGUCCAAGACCUCAAGUACGGGUACCUCACCUGAGCGGCGAGAAACGGGAGGAAAGACGCGCCACCGCUUGGUAGACUCGGCACCACGCUCGGCUCGGCCAAGAGGCGCACUGACUUUGAGGCGACGCGAUCGUCGAAGUAUUUUGUGCGUCCGAAGGAAUUACGCUGCAGCUUCGAGCGUGGGGGCGAACGCCCCAAGACUUUGUUCUUUUUUUUUCCCUCUCAUAACUCGGUUACAAUAACUCCCCCUUCCUCCCCGAAAAAAACAAAAACAAAUUGUCAGCUCCACCCACAACCAUCACUGUCGAUCACCGCAGAAAAUGUGUUUAAAAGAAGUGUUCAACGA